GAGCGCGAGGGAGGAGAGGAUGCGACCCGUGCUGGACACAGAUUGUCUUUUUGUUGAUGCUCGAAUGUGCAAACAGAUCUUUUCUUGUGCUCAAAUCGUCAUUUUUUCCUUAAAAGAAGGCACCAAAACUGAACAGGUGAUAAAAUGGGGAAUGGUUCGAUGAAAUCAAAGCGUUACAAACAUGCCGAUGGCUCAGCUUCAACAUCCAAUGGGCGAUCUUGGGGGGAGUCAAAAAACACAUCCCUGGAUUCCCUUAGAGCUCGAGUGGAGGAGCUGGAACUAGUGGGAAAGAGGAAAGACAACGAGCUUUGUGCUAAAGAGCAGCAGAUUAGAAGUCUGCAGGAGCAGCUGGCCAAACAGAUGCGGGUUCUGUCGGAGCUCAGCGAAGAAUUGCAGAACAAGUGCGUCCAGCUCAGUAAGCUGGAGGAUGUGAUGAAAAGCGGACCUCCGGCAAGUCUGGCUUCAAGGCCCCCUUCUGUUAAAGCUGGGGGCAGGAGCAGCCCCAACCUCAGUGUUCGUAUCAAGGAAACCCUUAACAGGAGGAGAGGUGCCAAAGCUGGGGUGUCGGCAGAACCCACAUCCCGGACCUAUGACUCCAGCAGCCUGCCAAAGUUUUCCUUUGAGAAGGCUCGGGUACCAAAGGAUGCAAGUGUUAAGAAGCUGCUAACAGACGCCCUCAACAAGAACCAGUACCUGAAAAGGCUGGAGCUGCAGCAGAUCAAAGACAUGGUGGAGUGCAUGUAUGAGCGCACCUACCAGCAGGGAGAGUUUGUCAUCAAGCAGGGAGAGCCUGGAAACCAUCUGUUUGUGCUGGCAGAUGGGAAGCUGGAAGUGUUACAGCAAAGCAAACUCCUCACCUUGAUUGCUGUCUGGACUACGUUCGGGGAAUUGGCCAUUCUCUACAACUGCACACGGACCGCAUCAGUGCGAGCGGUAAACAAAGUGAAGACAUGGGCUUUGGACCGGGAAGUGUUCCAGAACAUCAUGAGGAGAACGGCUGAGACACGACAUGAACAAUACCGCAACUUCCUCCGGAGUGUCUCACUCUUGACGAAUCUGCCGGAAGACAAGCUAGGCAAAAUAGUGGACUGCCUUGAGGUGGAAUACUAUGACAAAGGAGAGUAUGUCAUCCGGGAGGGAGAGGAAGGCAGCACCUUUUAUAUUAUCUCACAAGGGAAGGUGAAGGUGACGCAAACCACAGAUACCAAUAAGUUGCCACAGAUCAUCAACAUACUGCAAAAGGGAGAUUAUUUUGGAGAAAAAGCCCUUAUAAGUGAUGAUGUAAGGUCAGCCAAUAUCAUUGCGGAAGAGAAUGGGGUGGAGUGCCUGGUGAUUGACAGAGAGACAUUUGAUCAGACAGUGGGUAACUUCAAUGAGCUGCAGAAACACCUCCAAGGCUACGUGGCGACACUUGAGCGUGAUGACAAGAAGAGGCAUGCCAAGAAGUCAUUGUCUCGACACCAGAGUCAACCACUUUCUCCUGAUUUCAUCCAGCUGAAGGACAUAGUGUCUGUGUUCCCUUCAUCCAGACCUUUUGAUCACCUUGAUGUCAUCGCUACUCUUGGGGUUGGCGGGUUUGGUCGUGUGGAGCUGGUCAAAGUGAAGGGUGAGGACGUCACAUUUGCACUAAAAAUCAUCAAAAAGAAGCAUGUUGUAGAGAACAAGCAGGAAGAGCACAUCCAUUCAGAGAGGAGGAUCCUCGCAGAAGCCCGCUCGCCUUUCAUUGUCAAACUGUAUCGCACUUUCAAGGAUAACAAAUAUGUGUACAUGCUGCUGGAGGCCUGCUUGGGUGGGGAGAUCUGGAGUCUGCUCAGAGACAGGGGGAACUUUGAUGAACCUACGGCAAAAUUCUGUGUUGGUUGUGUGACAGAGGCUUUUGAGUACCUUCAUCGCAAAGGUGUCCUCUACAGAGACCUGAAGCCUGAGAAUCUCAUGCUGGAUACACAGGGAUACAUCAAACUGGUUGACUUUGGUUUUGCCAAGAAGAUCAGAUGUGGCCAGAAGACGUGGACCUUUUGUGGCACACCAGAGUACGUAGCCCCAGAGAUCAUUCUCAACAAAGGCCACAACUUCAGUGUAGACUUCUGGUCUUUGGGGAUCCUGGUGUUUGAGCUUCUCACUGGCAGUCCACCAUUCUCAGGAAGUGACCAGAUGAUGACAUACACUUUCAUAUUGAAAGGCAUAGAGAAGAUGGACUUCCCAAAGAAAGUUGCCAAGAGACCCGAGGACCUCAUACGCAAGCUGUGCAGGCGGAACCCAUCAGAGCGACUGGGCAACCUCAAAAAUGGAAUAACUGACAUUAAGAAGCACAGGUGGUUUAGUGGCUUCAACUGGGAGGGGCUGAAGGUGAGGACACUACCAUCUCCACUUAAACGAGAACUCACGGGGCCCACAGAUCACAGUUACUUUGACUGCUACCCUCCAGAUGAGGACAGUCCUCCUGAUGAGCUGUCUGGUUGGGAUAUGGACUUCUGAUUACCUUUUUCACCAUCUAUCUGUUGUUUGCCACUUUUCUUUUACACCGAUAUCUAAAAGCUCACUUGCAUUGUGGAUGUUCAGGUGAUCCUUAAUGACUACUUGACAUGGCUGAGGCCAAGAUUGGCUUACCGUAUAGUCAGUUCUCACAGUUUAUGGAAGAAUUUUUCUUUCAGUUUAGAUAUAAAGUUAUUCAGCAAGUAACAUCAGCACCACUGCCCCUCUGAUAGAUAAAUCUCACCAGCUCCGUAGAUAGUCAGAUCACUUGAAUCAUUGCUCCAUUUUUAAGACCCAUUUAAUCCUAUUUACACCUGUGGAAAGUUCAGUUCUCUCCCAGCUGUCUUUGAGGCAGAGGCAGGUGGUUCAUCCAGGAGCGAUCACUCAUCCAUCCAAUCUGCAUAACAAGGAAGCCCAUUUUUUUGUUGCAUUACAUAUUUGUUAAGCAAAGUGUUAAAACCAUCAGGUGACUUUUGUCUUACAUUGCAACAUAAAACUGAGUCUAAAGACACAUUUCUAUAACAGGUUAUCAAGGUGAGCAUUUAACCAGAACAAAACCGAAAACAAUUCCCGUCACCCCUGAAUAAUAAAAAAAACUAAAACAAACCAGAAAUCACCCUUCAUCCACCGAAGGAGCAACAAUCUCCACAAGCUAUUACAAGUUCACACACCAACACCAUUAGCUGGCCCAUGGGCCCUGAGUGCCAUCUCCCUCAUUUUUGGCAUGGCAGCUCAGGAGAGAAAGACACAUUACACAAACAAGACACACAACAUAUGUCUCUUGGUCAUAACAAGGACUCAAAGUUUUCAGGUAUGGAGGUAUAUGUUUGUUUUUUUCUAUAUUUUGAAUAUACAUCCUAUAACAUUUAGAUUCUUGAAAGAGCAAUCCAAGCCAGUCACGUGGAAAUUAAAGCUUGUUUACUCUGCUGGGCAUGUCCACUCUGUGUCAUUGUGCUGUAGCUGUUUUGCAGUGGGAGGUCAUGGUGCUCUUCUUGCUUUAAAUAAGUCCAAUGCAAAAAUUUAGUGCCUUUAACAAUUCACGCAGUAAUAAAAGUAACU
Menidia menidia (Atlantic silverside) is the source of this 3531-nucleotide messenger RNA. Lineage: Eukaryota; Metazoa; Chordata; Actinopteri; Atheriniformes; Atherinopsidae. The record is from the annotation of a GenBank genome assembly.